UAAAUAAGGGAGAAGAAUUUAUCUCGACUGCUCAGGGACCAACCAGAGAGGCUGGUCUGGGAGCCCCAGUGCAUUCCCUUCUGUGCUACCAUGCCAGGGGUUCUCAUGACCCUGCUAGGCAGGAGACUGUCUGGAGCUUUAGGGCAGCUUCUGGGGGGCUGGGGCAAAGGCAGGAUCCCCUGGGUACUGGGUAGUGUCAGAAGGGGCACGUGGAGCUGCAGGGAACCAAGCACUAGCAGCCUUCCCUGUGGCACAGUCCAGUUGGUGUCAAGAGCCUUCCGGAGCUGGGCAGCUGCUCCCCCACUAGGCAUGGCGGCUAAGGUGGAUCUGACCACGUCCACUGACUGGAAAGAGGCAAAAACAUACCUGAAAGGUCUGAAUCAGAAGCAAAGACGGGAGCAUUACUACACCAAGGACUUUGUCACACUGAAGGACAUCGACACCUGGAAAAAAAUGGCUAAAAGUGCCCGACUGAAGCAGCCCGAGGAGACCAAAUUCCCCAAGGACAAUCACCUGAACGAGAAGAUCUCGCUUGUCCGCCGGGACAUCACCAAACUGGAGGUGGAUGCAAUCGUCAAUGCUGCUAACAGCUCCCUGCUUGGAGGCGGUGGUGUGGACGGGUGCAUUCACCGGGCUGCCGGAGAGCUGCUCAAAGAGGAAUGCCGAUCCCUGAACGGGUGUGAGACAGGGAAAGCCAAGCUCAGCUGUGGAUACCGGCUCCCAGCCAAAUAUGUCAUUCACGCAGUGGGUCCCAUUGCCCAGGGGGAGCCGAGCGCUGCCCAGGAAAAGGAGCUGGAGAACUGCUACAAGAACAGCCUGAAACUGGCCGUGGAGAACAAACUCCGCACCGUGGCCUUCCCUUGUCUCUCCACAGGCGUGUUCGGGUACCCCAGCGAUGCCGCGGCCGAGGUCGUCCUGAGGACGCUGCGGGAGUGGCUGGAGGUGAACAAGGAGAAGGUCGACCGGCUGGUGAUCUGCGUCUUCCAGGAGAAGGAUGAGGAGAUUUACAAGGAGAAGCUGCCCUUCUACUUCCCCAUCGCCUGAUCCUGACCCCAUCCCUCCCUCUCUGCGAUGGGUAAGCCCAACCCAGCACCAUGUGCAGUGGG
Messenger RNA from Mauremys mutica (yellowpond turtle), 1106 nucleotides. RefSeq names its product mono-ADP ribosylhydrolase 1 (gene MACROD1). The record is from RefSeq and is a predicted model, not a curated record. Gene Ontology annotation, molecular function: ADP-ribosylglutamate-[protein] hydrolase activity. Gene Ontology annotation, biological process: DNA damage response; purine nucleoside metabolic process; peptidyl-glutamate ADP-deribosylation. NCBI's taxonomy places the organism in Eukaryota, Metazoa, Chordata, Testudines, Geoemydidae. Gene Ontology annotation, cellular component: nucleoplasm. Bases 91 to 1044 code for a protein of 317 amino acids. The transcript has 10 exons.